Molecule: messenger RNA, 379 nt
Organism: Cotesia glomerata
Lineage: Eukaryota; Metazoa; Arthropoda; Insecta; Hymenoptera; Braconidae
Exons: 2
Coding region: 17-379 (120 amino acids)
Molecular function (GO): DNA binding
Source: RefSeq, a predicted model, not a curated record
UUUCAAAUAAAAUAUUAUGUCCGAUGAAGAAAUUGAAAUUUUUCCAACAUUUCCAAUGCUAAAUGAAAAUCAAAUGAAUAUUGACAACAGCGAUUCUGAAAAUGAAGGUGAUAGUCAUGGUGAUAAUGAAGGUCAUAGUGACUCCUCUGAAGAAGUUAUGAAAGAUGACAGCAAUAUUCCUCCUCGUAGCGUUGCUUGGACAUAUUUUAAGCGAGAUCAACAAAAUAUUAAAAAAUCUAUUUGCAACAUUUGUGCUCAAGUUCUCAGUUUACCGACAGGAACAACUUCACCAAUGUUCAAUCACCUUCGUGCUAAACAUAAAGAUGUUUAUAAAAUAUGUAUUGCAGAAGAACGGAAUAAAAAGCGCAAAGAGUUCUGA